Messenger RNA from Gamsiella multidivaricata, 393 nucleotides. RefSeq lists its product as uncharacterized. The annotation marks the transcript as partial. Gene Ontology annotation, biological process: translational initiation. The record is from RefSeq and is a predicted model, not a curated record. The transcript is spliced from 3 exons. Gene Ontology annotation, cellular component: cytoplasm. Gene Ontology annotation, molecular function: RNA binding; translation initiation factor activity. NCBI's taxonomy places the organism in Eukaryota, Fungi, Mortierellomycota, Mortierellomycetes, Mortierellales, Mortierellaceae.
GGAGGAAAGAACAGAAGACGUGGAAAGAACGAGAACGAAGGCGAGAAGCGCGAGUUGGUUUUCAAGGAGGAUGGUCAAGAAUAUGCCCAAGUCUUGAAGAUGCUCGGAAACGGUCGUGUUGAGGCCCAGUGUUUCGAUGGCGAGAAGAGACUUGCACAUAUCCGCGGAAAGAUGAGAAAAAAGGUCUGGAUCAACCAAGGAGACAUCAUUUUGAUCUCGCUUCGAGAUUUCCAGGACGAUAAAGCCGAUGUCAUUCUCAAGUACAACACUGAGGAGGCCCGUAACUUGAAGGCCUACGGUGAAUUACCUGAGAGCGCGAAGAUCAACGAGACCGAUACCUUCCAGGGUAGCGAGGACGAGCUCGAUGUCGAGUUCGACAUUGACGAGAUUUAA